UGUGUUCGCUGAGUUGCGUUAACCUACGAUUUUAACUUGCGCGAGAGCGAGACCUUUUAAGAACAGUUUAUCACGUCCGCCCUCCUGGGUUCAUUAUUUAAAACAUGUAAAAUGUGUAGUUAAUGGAUACGACCAAGUGAUCUUCAGUGCUCGUGUACUGAAACGAAAAAAUCGCAUUCAUAGAAUAAAGAUAAGUCAAAUAAUAAAGUCAGUAAUAAAAUGUCGGAAUUGCGAAAGAGAACCGCCGUGGGCGAAACGUCAGGUGUUAGUGGUGAUACCAGCGAGGACCAGAGAGAGGACGUUGAAUCCGAAGACGAUGGAAAGCUCGAAGUCGAUGAAUUGGUUAAAACUCUCCCUCAAGGCACUGAUCACACCCCGAGUAUUCUUGGAAAUGUACUUUCCGGCUUGCCCGAGCGCUGGAAAAAUUGGGUCAUCCGUGGUAUUUUCACGUGGCUGAUGAUUGGAGGGUUUGGUCUUAUUAUUUAUGGGGGCCCUUUAGCACUGAUGGUCACAACUUUAGUCGUACAAGUGAAAUGUUUUGAGGAAAUCAUUAACAUUGGAUAUGCUGUGUACAGGAUCCACGGAUUACCGUGGUUCAGGUCAUUAUCCUGGUAUUUUCUUAUAACAUCAAAUUAUUUCUUCUACGGAGAGAAUCUGAUGGAUUAUUUUGCUGUGGUCAUCAAUAGAACAGAUCUGUUGAGGGUGUUGGUGACUUAUCAUCGAUUUAUAUCUUUUUGCUUGUACAUUGUGGGAUUCGUUUGGUUCGUUUUAUCACUGGUAAAGAAGUAUUACAUGAAGCAAUUCUCUCUGUUUGCGUGGACCCAUGUGGCGCUUUUAAUUGUCGUCACACAGAGUUAUUUAAUCAUACAAAAUAUAUUCGAAGGACUAAUAUGGUUCAUUGUACCAGUAAGUAUGAUUGUGAUAAAUGAUGUUAUGGCGUACGUCUUUGGUUUCUUCUUUGGGCGAACGCCUCUGAUAAAAUUGUCACCGAAAAAGACGUGGGAGGGAUUCAUUGGCGGCGGUAUCUCAACUGUCGUACUCGGAUUAUUGAUGUCGUACGUUCUGUGCCAAUAUCGCUACUUUGUCUGCCCGAUUGAGUACAGUGAAACUUUGGGGAGGAUGACAAUGGAUUGUGAACCUUCUAGUCUUUAUCGACCACAGGAAUAUCCUAUUCAUAGUAGUUUACAGAUUAUAACUAAAGUGUUUGGAAAGAAAACAGUUACUGUUUAUCCAUUCUUGCUUCAUUCUCUAUCAAUGUCGGUGUUCAGUUCAGUAAUUGGUCCAUUCGGAGGAUUCUUCGCCAGCGGAUUUAAACGUGCAUUCAAAAUUAAGGAUUUUGGAGAUGUUAUCCCCGGUCACGGCGGUAUAAUGGAUAGAUUCGACUGUCAGUACCUGAUGGCAACAUUUGUCAAUGUAUACAUUUCUUCAUUCAUUCACACAGCAUCACCCCAAAAAUUGUUGCAAGCAGUUUAUAGUUUGAAGCCUGAACAGCAGCUACAAUUGUUUACAGCACUUCGUGAUUCACUAGAGCACAGGGGUCUCUUGAAUUUCACAGCACCUUAAGUCCCAGUUAUUCCUGCCUGGUGGAAGAUUCCAAAAGAUCUGCGAUGAAUUAGAUUUCCUCUAUUAUUUGGUAAUAAUCAAAGAGAUGAGCGUUCAAUUUUCCUGAUUAUUCCUGUCGUCGAACGACGAGCAAAUCAUUCCAUAGUUUGACCGCAGUGGCGAAUUAUUUUCAUAAUUCUGGAAUACUGCGUCUAUUCUCUCCAACUACCUAAGUAGUUGAUUUGAUUUUGUCUCUGUUCGAUCUCAUUGUCGAUCGUUUGUUUAUUUUUGCAUGUAAAUAGUUCAUGAAUCUCGAUGUCUUAUGAUUUAUUAGGAGCCCUUACAACUACAGUCAUUGACAGUUUCGUCUGGUCAAUGGAAGUCUGCAUUUUAGAGACUUGGAUGGGAUAAUCAAUUGCAAAAUGGAAAUACUUAGACUUGACCAAAGAUAAAUUCAUACAGCAUUUCCCCUCCUUUUCUAAUUUCUACCUAUGAUAAAAUCGUCUCUUCCUCGUUUAUGUUAUUCCAACUAUUCUAAUUCACAUCACAGAACGAUCAAAGUUAAUAAGAAAUAUAAGACGACGAAACUUAUUUACUUAAUUAUUUUUUAAAAGUCAAUCUCCAUUUUUUUUCUCAAACCGUCUUGUCAGGGAGAUACGGAAAAUAUGUAAAGAAAUGUAUCUACAUUUCCCGUUUAUGAAAAAUAAUCAAUGAGUCAAUGCAAACUAGACAUGGAUAUGGCCAAGCGCUGUUAGUAAUAGCCUCAAAAAAAGAGUAAAUAAAUUUUCAAAACUGGGAAUAUGAAUAUGAUAGCCUUGUGUGUUUUCAGUGCCAUAAAUGUAUACAGGUGUGUAAUAACUAUUAUCAAGCACGACAGCAUUGACGAAAGACAAAAGAGAAGAAUGAAUGGUUAGACAGUAUCAUUGAAUUGUGGGGAAUUCUAAUUUGCAAUAAACUGUAAAAAAGAGAUGAGUCAUGAAGUGCUUUUCACGGAAUUUUCCAAAUAUUUUUGAACGAACGCGGCAGAAGCAAUUCAGCAAGAGACUAUUUAUUGCAGAAACUUGUAUACGCUAUAAAGAAGAUCCUUUGACCGAUUAGUCAAAAUCUGUUAGUUUCGAAAAUGCUGACUCAAUCAUGUGCAAGAAAUUUUAGGAUUUAUUCUUUUCCAUUACAGUGCCACAAAAAUUAGAAGAAACUUGCUGUUAAAAUCGUAAAUUGAUCUACUUCUUCCUCAUAUAUUACUUCAAUCGUUGUUUAUAGUAGACUUUGCCCAGGUACUUUGAGUGUAUGACCUACAACAGAGGAAAAUUCAAUUGACUGCUUAUUUAACAGGAUAAUUUCAUUGACCAAUUCUAUUGGAAUCAUCGUUUUACAAUCUGCCUGGGUGUACAGUAGCGAUAAUUUUCACUUUUUUUGUUAGAUUUUGUUUUACAUUGUCGGACAAAGUUAGUUUCGUCAAUCAAAAUGCUUUCAACAAUUGAUGUGUAUUCGUUCAAGUUUUGUGAUGACAAAGGACUUUAGAGUGUAUAUGAAAGGGAGGAUUAAUGGGGAAGUGAUGCUGUAUGGCUGAAUGAUCACGGGAAGUAUCUUAAGGCUUAAAGUACCUUAAUAUAGCAUAUAUAUAUAUAUACUCUAUAUAUUUAUGUAGGAACAGAGACAGAAUAAAAAUAUUAUAAUACAAAA
Messenger RNA from Diachasma alloeum, 3225 nucleotides. RefSeq names its product phosphatidate cytidylyltransferase, photoreceptor-specific (gene Cds). Bases 220 to 1563 code for a protein of 447 amino acids. Gene Ontology annotation, cellular component: endoplasmic reticulum membrane. Gene Ontology annotation, molecular function: phosphatidate cytidylyltransferase activity. The transcript has 9 exons. The record is from RefSeq and is a predicted model, not a curated record. Lineage: Eukaryota; Metazoa; Arthropoda; Insecta; Hymenoptera; Braconidae.